GGGAAAUGAGGAUGCUCUGCGCCAGGCGCCAACCCACGUUUCACCCACAUUCACAGCCGCCUUGGACGCCUUCUCCUGAACCCUGCACAUCGACCUGCAAAAUCUCCGGUUUUUUUGUUCAACAUGUCUGAUCCAAAGCUUCCUUGAUAAGUUCGCAGUCGCCAGGUGACUUACCACUAUCACUACACCUACUCAAGCUUUCCACAGCUCUCAAUAUACGAGAUGGCGAACCAAUCUGGACUGUGGAAAAAGCGUGUGCUUAUACCCUUCUGGAUCGUGCGAAUCUGCAUCAUGCUCUUCCUCAUAGGGAUCUAUGCCUACGCUCUUCGUGCAGUUGAUGGCGUUGAAGAAUUUGCGAAACCGGCCACUGCGAGUAUUGUGGUCUUCAUGCUAUUCAUUAUCAUCUGUCUGCUCAUCGACAUACUCGCUAUCGUACUCUACAUGCGCGACGCCCUGAAGCCAGGAACGUUUCUCACUAUGAACUGCUUCCAGACCGGUUUCUUUGGAGGCGUCUUGAUCAUGGACCUCGUGGCUGUCAUGAGAGGGACAAGCGCGGCUGGCGUUGGGUUCAGCAUCUUCGUCUUCCUUACCUUCGUCAGCCUCCUCGUCUAUUCAGCAGUCGGCUACUACCGCGCGAAGAAGCAAGCUCAGCGAGGCAACUAUGCUGUAGCGCACAACCCAGCUGUGUACAAUCCUGCCAUGCUUACCGCAUACGCACCGCAGUAUCAAGGCGCUCCACCAUACCAACAGAACACUGCGUACUAUCCGCAGACUGCUGCGCCUAUCGAGCUUCAGCACAAUCACUAUCUGCCGCCAUACCAGGCGCAUGGCGCAACGACCGAUUACUACAACCAGCAACCGCUGAAGCCGGCGCAUAUGGUGUAAUGGGAGAUAAUUACAUAAAUAUACAACAAAUCCAUAUAUUUCUAUAC
Molecule: messenger RNA, 932 nt
Organism: Macroventuria anomochaeta
Lineage: Eukaryota; Fungi; Ascomycota; Dothideomycetes; Pleosporales; Didymellaceae
Exons: 3
Coding region: 223-885 (220 amino acids)
Source: RefSeq, a predicted model, not a curated record